Molecule: messenger RNA, 2229 nt
Organism: Notothenia coriiceps (black rockcod)
Lineage: Eukaryota; Metazoa; Chordata; Actinopteri; Perciformes; Nototheniidae
Gene: dpys
Product: dihydropyrimidinase
Exons: 9
Coding region: 3-1604 (533 amino acids)
Biological process (GO): pyrimidine nucleobase catabolic process
Cellular component (GO): cytoplasm; cytosol
Molecular function (GO): dihydropyrimidinase activity
Source: RefSeq, a predicted model, not a curated record
ACAUGAACUUUGGAGUGUCUGAGCACUCACUGCACACACGGCAGAGCUGCACUUCUGUUCAGUUUGCACACACUUUAACAUUUGAAUCAAAAAAGUCUCUCGGUUUUAAAGGGAUGGCAGAGCCCAGCGGGAUCUUGAUCAAAGGGGGGAAAGUCGUGAACGAAGACUGCUCCGUGAUCAGCGAUGUCUACAUAGAGAAUGGGAAAAUAGUGGAAGUUGGGCUGAACCUCCAGAUCCCCGGGGGGGUGAGAGUCAUCGAUGCCACUGGGAAGCUGGUGAUCCCGGGCGGCAUCGACACCCACACCCACAUGGAGCUGGAGUUCAUGGGCACCAAGGCUGUGGACGACUUCUACAUCGGAACCAAGGCCGCUCUGGCAGGAGGGACCACCAUGAUCAUGGACUUUGUGAUCCCCCAAAGGGGAAAGUCUCUCCUGGAGGCAUAUGACUGCUGGAGGAAGACUGCUGAUCCCAAAGUCUGCUGCGACUACUCGCUGCAUGUCGCCGUCACAUGGUGGAGUGACCAGGUGAAAAAAGAGAUGCAGACGGUGACCAAAGAGAAGGGAGUGAACUCCUUUAAGAUGUUCAUGGCCUAUAAGGACGUGUUCAUGCUGGACGACUCUGAGCUGUACGCGGCCUUCUCCCAGUGUAAGGAGAUAGGAGCUAUAGCUCAGGUGCACGCUGAAAAUGGAGACCUGAUCGCAGAGGGUGCUAAGAAGAUGCUGUCUCUGGGCAUCACGGGGCCAGAGGGCCACGAGCUGUGUCGGCCGGAGGAGGUGGAGGCCGAGGCCACCCAGAGAGCCAUCACCAUCGCCCACGCUGUCAACUGCCCGCUGUACGUGGUGCACGUGAUGAGCAAGUCUGCCGCCAAGGUGGUGUCCAACGCCCGCAGAGAGGGGCGCGUGGUGUUCGGGGAGCCCAUCGCAGCUGGACUGGGCACUGACGGUACUCACUGCUGGCACAAAGACUGGGGCCAUGCUGCAGGCUUCGUCAUGGGGCCCCCCCUCAGACCUGACCCCAGCACCCCAGGGUACCUCAUGGACCUGCUGGCCAAUGAUGAUCUCACUGUGACGGGGACGGACAACUGCACCUUCUCUGUGUGCCAGAAGGCUCUGGGCAAGGACGACUUCACCAAGAUCCCAAACGGAGUGAACGGGGUGGAGGACCGGAUGUCUGUCAUCUGGGAGAAGGGAGUGCACAGCGGCAAAAUGGACGAGAAUCGAUUUGUAGCUGUCACCAGCAGCAACGCAGCAAAAAUCUUCAACUUCUACCCGCAGAAAGGCCGUAUCGCCAAGAACUCGGAUGCUGACGUGGUUAUUUGGAACCCUAAGAUGAAGAGAAAGAUAUCAGCCAAAACACACCACCAGGCUGUAGACUACAACAUCUUUGAGGGCAUGGAGUGCCACGGCGUCGCCGUCCUCACCAUCUCCAGAGGCAGGGUGGUGUAUGAGGAUGGGCAGCUGCAGGUGUCCCCAGGGACCGGAAGAUUCAUCCCCAGGAAACCCUUCUCUGAGUUUGUUUACAAAAGAAUCAAGCAAAGGGACCAGGUGGGGACGCCUACAGCUGUGAUCAGAGAGCCAUAUAAAGGGGAAGUCAUUUCUCUGUGAACAACAGGCCGAUAGAGGCUGUGUCUGCAGUGCAAUCCAGAAGAUACCAAAGUCAAAACUACAGAAUGCUGCCUCACUGAAGAUUAAACUGCUCAGAGAUUUCUGCACUUUUAACAGACACAAGAUAUUACUACAUGUCAUACAUGCAUUUUCCAACCAUUAACAUAGCAUUUGUAACAGUCCUAGUGUUUUUGAUGUCCACUUUGAUCAACACUUGGGUCAAUGUUCUGUUGGCAAAUAUUAUAUUUGAUAUAUUUGUUUUAAAGCUCAUCUGUGCUCAGUACACAGUUGCUGCUGUAAUUAUAUUUGCUCUAACUUACAAUAUGCAAUAAAGUAAUUCACUGUUAGCAACGAAAAAUAUAAAAUAUAACUGAUUCAUAAUUUCAUGGUUAGAAACACUGUUGUGAUAGAAAAGAUCCUUCAUUACUUUUUAACGCUGUUUGUGGCAGUUGAAAAUCAGACUUGUCAAUUUGUGAAUGAGCCACCGUUUGUUUCUCCUUAUUUUCCCAAUGUUCAUCUUCUCUGGUAACAGGACUGAUGGUUCUCAGCCAAAAGCAUCCAUGCCUUUGAUGAAAUAUUCAUUAGAUGCAGUGGCAUGCGUGAAAGUAUAAAGAUUUACUUUGUU